Molecule: messenger RNA, 1022 nt
Organism: Lotus japonicus
Lineage: Eukaryota; Viridiplantae; Streptophyta; Magnoliopsida; Fabales; Fabaceae
Exons: 5
Coding region: 1-867 (288 amino acids)
Source: RefSeq, a predicted model, not a curated record
AUGGAAGACAUUUAUAAGCUGUUGAGGGAUGUUCAGAAGAGUCGCAAACCGGGUUGUACAACAAAGAGUGCAGCCUUUAAUGUGGGUGAUCCAACUGUUGUACAGGGUAGAGGUGCCCCCAAGAAGACCAGAACUGUCACCAAGAGAAGGCAUUGCUCAAAUUGCAGGGGUAUUGGACACACGAUUCGUACGUGCCCGGUUUUGCUUUAUCCUGAUCAAGUCAAUAACAGUGAAACAGGUGAAUCUGCAAGUGAAGGAAUUGAGGACAGCACAGACGACGAGACAAACGUUGGCAGCGUAGAUCGGCAAAAUAAUGGGGCUUCGGUGGCAAGUAAACUUAAAUCGCAGCAACGGAAGCAGGGAAAUGACUCCUCAUCCACCCAAGUAUCUAACAAGCGUUCAAAUCAGAACACGGUGUCGACAAAACAAAAUAAGCGUAAAUCUAAGCAGCGAGAAGUCCCAGUCAUGAUUCAUUCAAGCCAAGUAUCUGUGAAUGAAGUGACUCAGAGUUCACCGAAUAAUGCAGGUCGCGGUGAUGUGGAUAACAACAGAGUUACUUUGUUGCCCCAGCAUCCACAGGAAAUACCUUUGACCCAAGCAUCUGUGAAUCAGGUACAGGUUUAUAACAUGGAGCCUAUUGUACAACAAGUCCACUAUCCUGUUGUUCGUGCUUCAGCUGGACUUCCAUUUUUGCAACCUACUUAUGCCGUGAAUAUGACUGAUGGAGUAAAGGUGUUUCCACAGUUUAUACAACACCAAAACGUCCAGGUUCCUUACCAAGGAGUUCAGAUGCAAACGCUUUUUCAAGCUGGACCUUCUGGCUUACUCCCGACAUUCUCAUCGACGUUGGCGGCAGUCGAUAGGUGACACAAUAGAAAUUCAAGUUUAGGAAAUAAUUGAAAGCAUUUCAUUUUAAGUCAGUUUGAUUUUGAUAUUGGAACAAAUUAUGGUUUUGGAUUGUAACAGUUAUUAGUGUAACUUGAUGUAGCGUUAACAUUUAUUUGUGUGAAGAAAAAAAAUUA